[Torrubiella] hemipterigena is the source of this 1825-nucleotide messenger RNA. The record is from the annotation of a GenBank genome assembly. Lineage: Eukaryota; Fungi; Ascomycota; Sordariomycetes; Hypocreales; Clavicipitaceae.
GACGACGUCUAGGCAAAAGCGUCAUCAUCAUCUCGAUUCCAUCCCCUCCACCAACCCGUUGCCAUCCACAUCCGCAUCAAUCUUGUGCAGAAUCUGCAAUAGCUUGCGACCAUGGCAGCCAUGUUCAGCCAAAACCCCGUCAUGAACGGCCCCAACUACUCCUUUGCUGACGGACCCAAGACCAAUGGCGAGCACAGAGAGCAUCGCUUCAACCCAUACACCGACAACGGCGGUUCGACGCUCGCCAUUGCCGGCGCCGACUUCACAAUCAUGGCCGGCGACACCCGCCACACCAGCGGCUACAGCAUCAACUCACGCAUGGUUCCCAAGGUGUUCAAGAUUGGUGGCACAUCAUCGUCACAGGAUGACGCCACGAUAGUCCUGUCCGUCUGCGGCUUCGCUGCCGAUGGUGAGGCCCUCCGCGACCGACUCGAUACUAUCUGCAAGAUCUACCGUUACCGCCACGGCAAGCCCAUGUCCGUCAACGCUUGCGCCAAGCGCCUAUCUACCAUCCUAUACCAGAAGCGAUUCUUCCCAUACUACACGCAUGCCAUGCUCGGUGGCCUCGACGAGGAGGGUAAGGGUGCUGUCUACUCAUAUGAUCCCGUUGGCAGUUACGAGCGUGAGCAGUGCCGUGCUGGUGGUGCUGCGGGCAGCUUGAUCAUGCCGUUCCUUGAUAACCAGGUCAACUUCAAGAACCAAUACAUUCCCGGUAGCGGCGUUGGCCACGACUUGAAGGAGCGUGAGCGCAAGCCUUUGGACAGACCGCAGGUCGAGACUAUUAUCAAGGAUGCGUUUGAUGGAGCUGCUGAGCGUCAUAUUGAGGUUGGUGACUCCUUGCAGAUGUUGAUCAUCACCAAGGACGGUAUUGAGGAGGCUUUCGUUGAUCUUAAGAAGGACUAGGCAGUGAAUUGAAGAACAAAGAAAAUCCUGUAUUAUAGCUUUCGUGGAUAGAGCUACCAACCUUAGAGACCUUUCUAUUGAACGAUGCAUGAUGUUUACAAUAUUCCUAACACUCUCGCAAUAUCCCGUCUGUCUCAAUACGAGGCUCUGUUUGCGUAUGUUUUUUUUUCGUUUUUUUUUUUGAGAGAGAGAAUUAUAUGCUAAUACUCCAUCCACUAUUUGUUACCCGUUGGGAUCUCACGUCCUAUAUACCGGGCUACCCUGUAGCCGAAUAGAUUACUGCGACUGUCUAUGUUUGGUGGGUUCUGUGGAUGUAAUGUGCUCUUUUCCUUAUUUAUAUAAUUGCCUAGCGAUUUCCUAUAUUUUUUAGCAACGUGUAGUCUAGUUUCUGUAUAAUUGAAACGGGUUUGGACUGCAUACAUCGUCGUCAUCCGACAUUGCCAACAGCAUACGAGCUUAAGCUUGACUACAAGUCUUACUAUUGUUAUAUUACGCAAUUCGAACCCAAAAGGAUCCAAAUUAAAUGAUUAGAUAAAUUGAAGACGACGCCUCAGGUCUUACAUAUCGCCCACGUGAGCCCCCAUACAACAUGAACUGCCCCCUCCACCGUCUAUACCAGUCCACAGCAACAUUGCCAAGUGUAUAUAUAUUUUUCACAAUAUCUGGUAACAACCCUCUAACUACAAACAUGUGUAUUGAAUCCCCUCUCGCGGGACCGCCGGAGCAUCUGCACCAUCUGCCAAGAUAUUUUGUGCCGUCUCUCCGAAUCGGCGAGCCACACAGCGUAGAUUUGCCACCAAAUGCUGUUACCCGAGGACGCAAUGCAGCGCCAGCAUCAUGAGAAGCAGCGGGCUCAACAGACACGGCAAUUAAAUGGUACCAUGAGACGAUGCAUACUCCCCACGCAAUGAAACUGUGCACA